UCAGAGACAUGUGCGUACGCUGUGCCAGCAGACAGCUUCAGCUCUCAACGACUGAUGACCAGGCAGCCGCCGUAUCUACCUUCCCCUCCUUUUUUGCUCCCGGACCAUUAUCCUUCUUUCAUUUCCUUCCUACAUUUCUUCCAUUCAUCCCGUCUGUACUUUCCCCUUCCUUUCCUCUACUCUGUCAUUCUGCCCUGCACUUUUCGUCAGCCGGAUAUAAAAGGCAGGUCCCGUUGGUGGGAGAAGGGAUUGUGUAAUCUCUGGCUGCACAUGAGCACCUGAGGGUCGCUGUUUUAGCUGGAAAGUCAACCUCAGAGUGGACCAGUAAACAUCUGGAGCACAAACUCUGAACUAAGAGGAAGAAGAGGGAAUACCACUGGGACAAGAAAAAGGAGAAAAAGAAGGUUUUCAGAGCAAGAGACAAGGAAUUUAGGUGCAUGCCACAGACCAUGCCGGGUUGCUUGGUGGUGCUGCUGUCCCUGCUGGUCCUGUCCACAGGAAGAGAUGCCAGAAGAAUAAGGAAAAGAGGGCUAAACCAUAAGGACUAUGAGUACCCCAAUCAUCCUCAGUCCACACAGCACCAAAAGAAUGACCGGUGUCCACCGCCACCCCAGAUGCUGCCGGAGCGAGCCUGCGAGGUGCCAGGCUGCCGCUCAGACUCAGAGUGUGAGCGCCACAAACGAUGCUGCUACAAUGGAUGCAUCUACGCUUGCCUGGAGUCCGUUCAGCCGCCACCAGUGUUGGACUGGCUGGUGCAGCCCAAGCCUCGAUGGUUGGGUGGUAACGGCUGGCUGCUGGACGGCCCGGAGGAGGUCCUGCAGGCUGAAGCAUGCAGCACAACUGAGGAUGGAGACGAGCCUCUUCACUGUCCGACAGGUUAUGAGUGCCACAUCAUCAACCCAGGGAAUCCUGCAGCGGGCAUCCCCAACCGGGGACAGUGCAUCAAGCAGCGCGGCAACUCUGAUGGGCGCGGCCUGAGGCACAAAUACUUUAAGGACUACAAGGACUACUUAGGAUCCAGUUCUAACAAUGCAGUAGGCUAUGAAAAACAUCAUCACAAGCACUUGGGAUGAAAUAUAUUGGAGCCACUUUGAACCAUGACGUUGUCUUAAAAGUCAUUGUCAUCAUAUCUUCCUUCAAAAGACCGUAUAUUGUUUUUGUUUUUUUGUGUGUGUGUCAUAAUCACUUUCAGCCUGACUCAAGCCUCAGCUAUGACCAUAACACAAUCUCAGGCAUCAGUCCAGUACUGUUUGAUCGGUUCACACCUGAACCAGGAUCAGAUCUGACCUUUUCAAAUAAACCAACAGAUGCUACCUCCUCUUUGCAAGACUCCGUCUUGCAGCCUCUCCUCUGUCACACGUCCUUUGGGAGACAAGCCUAAUGUACUGUACUGACUUUGUGCAGCCAAAGAACAAGGUGGUUGUUGUUGUUGUUUUUUUUUUGUUUGUUUGUUUUUCAGUUUUGUGUCUGUCAAAGGUUGAGGUUGAGGAUGGUGGUGUACAAAAGGAAAAAAAGCUGAAGAAGAUUUAGCAGGUUGUGCCUUGUGGUUGAUAAUCAAAAAUCUUAAAGGAAAUAAGGAACAAAUGUCAGUUUUUUAGUGGUUUUUUUUAGGUCUUUGCAGCGCUGACCUAGUCUGCAACUCAUUUAUUAUUCCUACAAAAAGACAGUGUCUCACACGAAACAGGCUGUGUCGGUCGGCAGAGAAAAUCAAGACCAUGUGGCUCUCUUACUCAUUCUCCGAUCAACUCUGCUCAAAGCUCUCCUGAAAUCUGGAAGGUUUUACUGAGAGAGAAGAAAAAUUCCUGCUGAAGUCCAAAUGGGGCUAAAUAUCGAAACUAAUAAUUCUAAGUGGUACAAUUAAUACCACAUGAGUGUUUGGAAUGAAACAGUGUUGAAGGAUUUAGAUCAACUCUGUAUUUGUUUCAGCAAGAACAUGCCGCCGUAAAUUUCAAGUAAGAUGGAACAGAUCUGUGAGAGGACUCAUUUGAGACGCUCCUCUUCUGUAGAAACAUCUUAUAUGUAUAUUUAGGUUGAAUAAUCCCUUUCAAAUGAAAAAGUAUGUAUCAAAUCUGAAAUUAAGGUUAGUUAAUGGUGCAAUUCAUACAGUCAUGAUCACUUGAGUAUUCCCUAAUUUAAACUGAAAAAAUAAAACAAUCUGCUCCUUUUUAUUAAAAUAUGAUCCCAGAUCAAGCACUAAGAUGGUAUUGUAAAAGGCUUUUAUAUAACAAAUCUAAAUAUCCUCUACGUUUAUUCUAAAACUUCAUCAGCUUUUGCAGGUGUCCAGAUUUGUUCGUAUCUGUUAUAAAGUCAAAUGGUGCUCUGGUUAAUUGCUGCCAAACAAAUGAAUAAGCUGAUCAAAUGAAAGUGUGAAAUAAAGCCAAUCUUCUGUGCAGAUCGUUGGUAAUGUAACAUUGUUUGUGCCUUGUAUAUUCUAAAUAAACCUCAUGACUGACA
This is a messenger RNA of Cololabis saira (Pacific saury), 2454 nucleotides long. RefSeq names its product WAP four-disulfide core domain 1 (gene wfdc1). Bases 438 to 1073 code for a protein of 211 amino acids. The record is from RefSeq and is a predicted model, not a curated record. Gene Ontology annotation, cellular component: extracellular region. Gene Ontology annotation, biological process: regulation of cell growth. Lineage: Eukaryota; Metazoa; Chordata; Actinopteri; Beloniformes; Belonidae. Gene Ontology annotation, molecular function: peptidase inhibitor activity. The transcript has 6 exons.